AUGACAACUAAGACUACAUCAGAAAGCACUUUUGCGGGUGAAGUUAUCAAGAAUGCUACCAUCCACACCUACACCCACCAAAUUUUUAAAAAUAAUCCAAGCGAGAUUCAUCUGGGUACUAGUGUCGGUGAAACUACUCUUACAAAAACAGACCCAGGUACUACAACUGCCGCAGGUUAUGAUAUCUGUGUAGUUGAAUUUCCAAGGUAUCUAUCCAAUGCCAAAUACAGCGAAGAUCAUCGCAAGGUAUUGCAAGAAUUAAAGAACAACGGCGAUCACGUUUAUAAGACCACGUGUGUUCCAAAGAAACUGAAGAGUAGAUUGAAGAACAUUUCCAUUCAAAUUUCUGCUAAUAUAGGGGAAAUAAACCCAACACGUCUGCAGGCUGAUGGCUUAUACACCAAUGAAAAGAUAGGCUCAAUGUACAUCUCAUCCGGCAAAAUUACUGUUCAUGUCAAUAGUAUGCGCACCAUAAUCAAGAAGAAUUUGUUGAUGAAACUAAAAGCGGUCGAUAUGUGUCUACAGACAGAAACAUGGAAGUUAAGGAAGUUGGUCAUAGGAAAGCGAAUGAAUCGAUCUACUCAAGUUGGCCGUAAUCUGUAUGACCAUGUUGCACGGAUAAAUAUUAUGCCAACAAAGAGGCGCUUGUUAGUAAAGCAAGGUAUCGCCAUGUACCUCAAUUAG
This is a messenger RNA of Mucor mucedo, 684 nucleotides long. RefSeq lists its product as uncharacterized. The record is from RefSeq and is a predicted model, not a curated record. Lineage: Eukaryota; Fungi; Mucoromycota; Mucoromycetes; Mucorales; Mucoraceae. The coding region runs from base 1 to 684 and encodes 227 amino acids. The transcript is spliced from 5 exons.